Molecule: messenger RNA, 1354 nt
Organism: Leguminivora glycinivorella
Lineage: Eukaryota; Metazoa; Arthropoda; Insecta; Lepidoptera; Tortricidae
Product: phospholipid-transporting ATPase ABCA3-like
Exons: 5
Coding region: 144-1058 (304 amino acids)
Biological process (GO): lipid transport; transmembrane transport
Cellular component (GO): membrane; intracellular membrane-bounded organelle
Molecular function (GO): ABC-type transporter activity; lipid carrier activity
Source: RefSeq, a predicted model, not a curated record
UGGACAAUGUUGCAAAGAAAGUCGGCCACUCUUACCAACUCUCGCGAAUAUCGUUUGGGAUCGGGAAAGGCUCGGCUUUGUCCAUCGUCGGCCAAUCUAACGGAGGUCGGUUGGAGCUAUGUGAGAUACUGGCAGGGUUCAAGAUGCCGACUUGUGGGUCGAUCACUGCCAUGUCCAAAUGGUCGCUUACGACGGAUCCUCAUAUGUAUUCUCGCAACGUCGCGUUCAGCUGCUUCGAAUACUGUCCUAUGCCUCCGUGGAUGACGGUAUACGAUUCCUUGUGGAUGAUGGCCGUGCUGCGAGGCGUACCUCAGAAUUUCGUCCAUGAAGAGGUCUCCAAUCUCUUGGAUGCUCUAGAACUGGACGACACCGCAAACGUCAACGUAUUCCGCCUGCACCAGAACGAGAGGACUCGUCUAAACUUCGCCGUGGCCGUCAUCGGAGCCCCACCAAUCGUCAUCCUGGAUGAGUUCACGGCCUACCAGCAAUAUGCCGUCGACCGUGCCAUGUUCUACAUACUUUACACUCUGAGGAAGCAGGGGCACGCGCUGCUACUUACUUCGGCUAGUAUUGAGAAUCACAUGGCCGUGACCAACCGUCUCGGCAUCAUGCUCAACGGGCAACUGGUAGACGUGGACCACAUAGACAACCUAGUGGCGCGCUAUAGCUCGGAAGGGUACACUGUGGUGGUACAUUUGAAGGACGACGUCGAUAUAGAAGCUAUAUUUUCUCAGUAUUUUAAAAGAUUCGACAUCAACGAUGUUUCUGAUGUUUUAGUAAACCUGCAAGUCAAAGACUCGCUAACUUACGCCGAUAUAUUCAGUCAAAUGGAAAAGGUACUUCAAGAAAACCAGACUAUAUAUUCGUACGUCAUCACGGUAACCGCCAUGGACUAUAUCUACAACGAAAUCAUAGACAAAGGUACUAAGAUCCAGAUCGCUCAGGACGAGUACUUUUGGCCGUGUCUGAAGUUCUUAGCUAAGAAGAAGAGGAAGGUUGAUAUACAGAAGAUAAUGGAAUUGGAGAAGUUUAGUAAAAGUACGAUAUUGCUACUUUGAAGGAGUUGCCCUGGUCUGUGAUCUUCCGGAGAUAAUUUUAGAAUUUUUGUAGUGGUGGCCUUGGUCACAAAUUGGGCCUAAGUGAAAAGGCUUGAAUGCAUGCUCAUAUUGGACGUAGGUACAGCAAGGCGGGCUUGCGGCGUGCAUGUCAAACAAAUUGUAGCUCAUAAUAAGAGUCCUGAGUCGACGCUGCAUCCCUGCUGCCGAACACUCCGCUCUGAGCGUACGCUCAGGCCAGGCUUUAAGCUAGGAACAUACUACGCGGACGUCGACCGCGACCGAUCAGUGUGCACGGU